ACCAGUGAUCACGUCAGAUCUGGGAAACUCGCUGCGCGAAGGACCAAAACUCAAGUUCAGAUUGGGCUAGGCCUACCCAUAUUGACUAAGGCUGAUGCCUUGUUGCCAGGCCCAGCCCAAAACAGCUCACAGGACUGGCAGGAGGGCUUCGGGGCUCGCACUUUUCUGUUUUCAGUGAGCCGCCUCUCCUCCGCCUUGUUUCGCUCCAUUCCCCGAGGUCGAGGGUACAGGUUCCUCGUGUUCUUCUCCGAAUCCCGACGCCGCAGUCAAUUCUUGGUUGUUGGUUCCCACCUCCACCUUCUAUCCCACACGGUGCUGACUUCCGGGGGGCCAGGGGGAUCAGAAGUUCAGAGCGCGUCGUUGCGUAGCCGCUGCUGUCAAUACACAAUACACAGAGCGACAAACAGGGGCGUGCGUGCAUUGGUGGAUUAAGCGCAGCAGAUGCGCCAUUCCUGUGCGCGAGGAGCGCCGAUAGUCGGCAGCCGCAGCGCGGAAUGGGCUCGAGGCAGAGGCGGCGCUACCACGGCGGGUGCGCGGCGCCGGGAGCGGCGGCGUGUUGGGCGGCGGCGCUGCUUCUUCUCAUGCUCGCAUUCCACUGCGUCCUGUCGCCGCCGCUAGGCCACGGAGGCCGCAGCGAUCCUCUCCGGCCCCAGAGCCCCACGUUUGUGCAGUCGAACAAUCUGGGUGAAUUGCGCAGGAAUGUGCUUGCUAUGGAUACGAAUGCGCACGCUUCUAACGUUAUAUGUGAUGGGAGCAAAAUGGGGGAAGAACUCUGGGACUCGGGGACAGGAAACGACUUCUACGGUUGUAGCAACGCGAGCACUGAGUUUGCAGGAGCUGAAGCUAACACCGAAUCAAAUAGGUACUUGAUGAUUGAGGCUAGUGGUGGGUUGAACCAGCAACGAACAGGGAUCAUAGAUGCUGUCGUAGCAGCACGCAUUCUUAAAGCAACUCUUGUUAUACCAAAGCUCGAUCAGAAAUCUUUCUGGGAAGAUUCAAGUGAUUUUGCUGAUAUCUUUGAUGCUGAUUACUUCAUAUCCUCCCUCUCAGAAGACGUAAAGAUCAUACAGCAACUACCUGAUAGGAUCAGCAAAAAGUCUCUCCCAUACAAGAUACGUGUCCCUAGGAAAUGUACACCGUUAUGCUAUGAAAACCGAGUGCUGCCUGCUCUUUCGAAGAAAAAUGUGGUUCAAUUAACCAAAUUCGAUUACCGGGUUUCGAAUCGGUUAGAAACUUAUCUUCAAAAAUUGAGAUGUAGAGUCAAUUAUCACGCAUUGCGAUUUACUGAGACAAUACAUAAAAUGGGUGAAAUUCUUGUUCAGAGAAUGAGAGAGAAAAGUGGUGGACGCUUUAUUGCUCUUCAUUUAAGAUUUGAGCCUGACAUGCUUGCCUUCUCGGGAUGCUACUUUGGAGGUGGGGAAACAGAGAGAAGAGAGUUGGGCACAAUACGUAAGAGAUGGAAGACUUUGCAUGAAGCCAAUCCUGACAGAGAACGGCGCCAUGGCAAGUGCCCCCUAACACCGGAGGAGGUUGGAUUAAUGCUGAGGGCUUUAGGAUUUGGAAGGGGUGUACACAUGUAUGUUGCAUCAGGAGAUGUGUAUGGUGGAGAGGAAACUUUGGCACCACUGAAGGCACUUUUCCCAAAUUUUUACUCAAAGGAGACACUGGCAAGCAAAGAAGAGCUGGAACCAUUCUUGCCAUUCUCUUCUCGCAUGGCUGCCCUUGAUUUCGUUGUCUGCGAUCAGAGCAAUGUGUUUGUGACGAAUAACAACGGCAACAUGGCCAGAAUGUUGGCUGGUCGGAGGAGAUAUUUUGGACACAACCGGACCAUAAGACCGAACACUAGAAAGCUUAACUCCCUCUUUCUGAACCGAACCAGUAUGAGUUGGGACAGCUUUGCAUCCAAAGUUCAGAUGUUUCAAAAGGGCUUCAUGGGGGAGCCAAAUGAGGUUGAGCCUGGAAGAGGUGGAUUCUAUGAGUACCCAUUGGAUUGCAUCUGUAAAAAGAGCAAUGCAAGAACUGAGCAUAAUAAGGAUACCGCAGAUAUUAUGGAGAACCAUCUUACUGAUAGAGAGGGCAGGGAUCUGGACUUUAUGGAACACACGCCGUUGCCAGCGGGUUCCUCCAAUGAGACAGAAUCGGACUAUAGUCAUGGCAACGGGUUGGACAUCCCGGAGAUGGAUGAUGUGAUCUCAGACUGAUCACAACCGCAUGUCUUGCCUCAAAAAUUAUUCUUUUGUUCGUUUCAAAUACAUCAUUAGUUAAGAUUAUUAGCGAACAGAUGCUUUUGUACAGUUACAGGCCAGUGUAUCGAUCAUUCGAACUUAUACAUCUUGUAUGAUGCAGACAGCAUGGUUCUGUUCUUUUUUUGUUGGUUGUCUUCGUUCUUCGAUGCUGUACAUUUUUUCGUUGGUAGUUAACAUAUGAAACUUCCUUGCA
Messenger RNA from Panicum virgatum (switchgrass), 2439 nucleotides. RefSeq names its product protein ROOT HAIR SPECIFIC 17-like. The coding region runs from base 495 to 2201 and encodes 568 amino acids. The record is from RefSeq and is a predicted model, not a curated record. NCBI's taxonomy places the organism in Eukaryota, Viridiplantae, Streptophyta, Magnoliopsida, Poales, Poaceae. The transcript has 10 exons.